AUGCGCCCGUCAACCUCGUGGAUCGCCACGCCGCAUGCGCUCCGAAGCUCGCUCCAGCGACGGCAUGUAUCUGACGGUCGCCUGUUCCAAGCCGGUGACUUGGUCCUGCUUCGGGAGAAACACAAUCGCUCUACUCCGCCCAUCUUGAGUCGACCACUGGAGCAGGGGAAACGAAUCGAAGGCCACAGAGGCGUUAUACUGCAUGACGAUGUCAUUGGGAGAAGAGUUAGAGAUGUCGUAAAGUCUCAUACGCCGCGGUCGCAGAGAGAUGGAACCGAGUAUAGGCUACAUAACGUUACGCUAGACGAAUAUGUGCGAUUGACCAAGCGGCUUGUCACGCCUAUCUACCCAGCCGAUGCGAAUUUGAUUGUCAGCCUGCUGGAUCUACAUGCGGAUGAGAGUAUGUACGGUCCGGACGCAGACCAGCGACUUGAAAUCUUAGAGGCUGGCACCGGGCAUGGAGGUCUCACAUUGCAUUUGAGUCGUGCGAUACAUGCUGCGAACUCCUCGGCGCGCCUGAGCUCCAACGUGGGAGCCAGCGUUGGCAUUGACGAGUUCAGAUCACGACGUAGAGCAGUUGUCCAUACUACUGAUGUUUCACCACUGUUUUCCGCUCACGCUGAAACCGUGGUCAAGGGCUUUCGCCGCGGCUUCUACGCCAUGAAUGUCGAUUUUCACGUCGGAGAUGUCGGCGACACUCUAAAGAAGUUGUACACAGAUCGCGACGACGGCACAUAUACGCCUUUCUUGUCACAUGCCCUGCUGGACCUUCCGGCUGCUGAGGGACACUUGGCGAAAGUGGCCGAAGCCUUAAAGACAGACGGCACGUUGAUCGUAUUCAACCCAUCAAUCACGCAAAUCAUGAAAUGCGUGACGAAAGUCAAAGACGAGGGAAUCUUGCUGGAUUUGGACAGAGUAGUGGAACUUGGCGUCAACGGAGGCAGUGGAGGUCGGGAAUGGGACAUACGAUUCAUUCGCCCCAAGUCACUGCAAAAGAGGGCCACGGCUCCGGACGAUGUGCACAAUAUCUCAGAGACUUCUGCAGCGAGCGAGGACGAAGUCGAGAGCGUUGGCGGCUCCAGUACCUUGCAUACGCCUGUGUCAGACGAAGACCAACACUGGUCUACGGUCUGUAGGCCCAAAGUAGGUGAGCGGAUCACUGGUGGCGGUUUCUUGGGUGUCUGGAAAAAGCAGCGCGACAUGAGAUUUGGACUGCCUCUCCCCGAGGCUUCGAUCUACACUUGA
Molecule: messenger RNA, 1245 nt
Organism: Lecanosticta acicola
Lineage: Eukaryota; Fungi; Ascomycota; Dothideomycetes; Mycosphaerellales; Mycosphaerellaceae
Source: the annotation of a GenBank genome assembly